Messenger RNA from Ictalurus furcatus (blue catfish), 4981 nucleotides. RefSeq names its product transmembrane O-mannosyltransferase targeting cadherins 4 (gene tmtc4). Bases 1758 to 3971 code for a protein of 737 amino acids. Gene Ontology annotation, molecular function: protein binding; mannosyltransferase activity. Gene Ontology annotation, biological process: protein O-linked glycosylation via mannose; endoplasmic reticulum unfolded protein response. Gene Ontology annotation, cellular component: endoplasmic reticulum. The transcript is spliced from 19 exons. The record is from RefSeq and is a predicted model, not a curated record. NCBI's taxonomy places the organism in Eukaryota, Metazoa, Chordata, Actinopteri, Siluriformes, Ictaluridae.
GACAAGGAAGAAACUGUUCAUAAUGAUCACUAGAUACAAAAACAAAGUUGCAGACUUGCAGUUAGACAAAUGUAAUUGAUAUAUACUUGUAGGCUAUACAACCCCAGUUCCAAAAAAGUUGGGACGCUGUGUAGAAUGUAGAUGAAAACAGAAUGCAACGAUUUGCGAAUCUCAUAAACCCGUAUGUUAUUCACAAUAGAACAUGGAAAACAUGUCAAAUGUUUAAACUAAUGUUUAAACUAGUUUAAAAAAAAAGAAGGUAAUUUCGAAUUUGAUGGCCGUAUUUACUUCUGAGGGCGCACGGUGGCUGAGUGGUUAGCAUGUUUGCCUCACACGUCCAGGGUCGGGGGUUCGAUUCCCACCGUGGCCCUGUGUGUGCGGAGUUUGCAUGUUCUCCCUGUGCUGCGGGGGUUUCCUCCGGGUACUCUGGUUUCCUCCCCCAGUCCAAAGACAUGCAUGGUAGGCUGAUUGGCGUGUCCAAAGUGUCCGUAGUGUAUGAAUGGGUGUGUGAGUGUGUAUGUGAUUGUGCCCUGUGAUGGAUUGGCACCCUGUCCAGGGUGUACCCCGCCCUGUGCCUGAUGCUCCCUGGGAUAGGCUCCAGGUUUCCCCAUGACCCUGAAAAGGAUAAAGCGGUAUAGAAGAUGGAUGGAUGGAUUUACUUCUGAGAGACACUCUUUUAUUUUAUAUGCACUAUCAUUUUACUGACCUGUUGCCAAUUAACCUAAUUAACCUGCAAAAUGUUCCUCCAGCUGUUCCUUUUUAGCUUUAACACUUAUUUUUCCAGCCUUUUGUUGGCCCGUCCCAACUUUUUUGAGACGUGUUGCGGCCAUCGAAUUCAAAAUCACCUUAUGUUUUUUUCUCUCCUCAGAAUGGUACAUUUUCCUCAGUUUAAACUUUUGAUAUGUUUUCCAUGUUCUUCUGUGAAUACCAUACGGGUUUAUGAGAUUCGCAAACCAUUGCUUUCUUUCUUUUCUUUUUUUUUAUUUACCUUUAUUGACACUUUGCACAGCGUCCCAACUUUUUUGGAAUUGGGGUUGUGCUUAUAUGUGUAUACAUACUCAAUACUUUUAUUUUUUGUUUCAUUUCCAAUAAAACACAACAGUAGACUGUUAUUAUUUGCUUCUGCAAAAAAAACAAAAAACAACAACAAUAAUUUGUGUGGCGAACAAACAACUUUAUCCUUUUUCUCUUGUUGCACUGAGCAAGUUUGCACUUCAGUCACGUGAGGAUCCAUUGUAAAGGGCUCGUAGGUUGUGCGCAUGCGCGAGAAUGGAGCAGGCUGUAUCUCAAACGGGUCCGCGUUUCCUAUGUAAGUGCACUAGAAAGGGUGACAGACUCAUGGCUUACACGGCCUACCGAGUGCACUAUGUGCGAGGUCGGAUUGAAAUCAGCCUCAGACAUGGAGGACGUUGUUAGCUUUUAGCCACGCGUCUGCUCUGCAUACAAACGGUCGUAUUGCUGAGUUUUACAGGUCGAAGCGGUCUGUACGACUUCAGCAGUGUGCUCCAGUCACGCGCGUUGGCGGGGUCUCUCUCUGGUGGGCGUGUCUCUCUCUGGUGGGCGUGUCUCUCUGGUAGGAGUAUCUCUCUGGUAGGAGUAUCUCUCUGGUAGGCGUGGCUCUCUCUGGUAGGCGUGGCUCUCUCUGGUAGGCGUGGCUCUCUCUGGUAGGCGUGUCACGCAGAAACCACAUACUGCACCAUGUACUGUGCGUGCAGGAAGUAGAUGGCGAGACGGUGGGAGCUGCAGUGGAAGGUACAAUGGCGCUGUGUGAACCACACUGGGAUCAACACAUCCCCUGGCCGAAGAUCCGAGCUCUACAGUCGCGCCUGCUAGUGGCCUCCGUGGCCCUGAUUUGCUUCAUAAACAGCUACGAUGGAGACUUCGUCUUUGAUGAUUCAGAAGCUAUACUCAAUAACAAGGACCUAGACCCAGCCACUCCUCUGAGCAACAUCUGGAAAAAUGACUUCUGGGGAAGCAACCUGAGCAGCAACUCCAGCCACAAAUCCUACCGGCCGCUGACCGUUCUCACCUUUAGGCUUAACUACCUCUUGGCCGGUGGACUGCAUCCGGCGGGCUUCCACGUGCUCAAUAUCGGCCUCCACUGUGUUAUCUCUGCAUUAAUGAUUGACGUCUUCGCAGUAUUAAUCGCUGGUCUGGCCUGCGAUGGGAAAACGAAGAGCCCUCCGAAGGCAUCGGUCUUGGCGGCGCUGUUCUUUGCUGCACACCCGGUUCAUACCGAAAGUGUGGCUGGCAUCGUGGGCCGGGCAGACCUCUUGUGUGCCCUGUUUUUCCAACUCUCCUUCCUUUCGUACUGCAGAGCGUUUCAGACUGGGGACAAGACCGAGAAAUUCUCCGUGGCAUGGAUGAUGGUCAGCCUUCUGCUCUGCGCUGUGGCAAUGCUAUGUAAAGAGCAAGGCAUUACAGUUUUGGGAGUGAAUGCUUCAUUCGAUAUCCUCGUGAUCUGCAACGUGAAUAUCUAUGACUUGACUCGCAGUCUUCUAGUGGCGAAAAAAGCCGCAGAUGUUAUUGAGAAGGUCAGAAAUGGACUGCUGGUCAGACUGGCCCUGCUGCUUUUGGGGGGCUCCUUGCUUUUGUUUGCAAGGUGGAGGAUUAUGGGUACAGGGCCCCCAGCCUUCACUGAAGUAGACAACCCAGCUUCCUUUGAUGAAAAUGUUUUUUUUAGGAUUGUGAACUAUAAUUACUACUACUCCUUGAAUGCAUGGCUGCUGCUGUGUCCCUGGUGGCUGUGUUUUGAUUGGUCAAUGGGCUGUGUACCUCUUAUUAAAUCAGCCGGUGACUGGAGAAUCAUCUGGCUGCUGUUGCUGUGGGCCUGCUUGAUUGGCUUGAUAAGGCAAGCUCUGUGCUCCCCAGACAGCAGCGGGAGAAGGACUCUGACGUUUGGUUUGGUGCUGCUGGUCAUCCCCUUCCUGCCAGCCAGUAAUCUGUUCUUCCGUGUCGGCUUUGUGAUCGCUGAGCGUGUGCUGUACCUCUCCACUGCUGGUUACUGCCUCAUCCUGGCCUACGCAGUGGCUCACUGCUGUUGCCGCUGGAAGAGACCCAAAAAGCUGCUGCGGGCGGCCAUGUUGGCCCUGCUGGGUGUCAAUGUGGCACGCUGCGCCUUGCGCAGUCAGCAGUGGAGGUCUGAGCAGAGCCUCUUCACCAGUGCCUUGUCUGUCUGCCCGCUCAAUGCUAAGGUUCAUUAUAACGUUGGCAAAAACCUCGCUGACCGAGGCAACCAGAGUGCUGCAAUCAAGUACUACAGGGAAGCUGUGAGGUUGCACCCGAAAUAUGUCCAUGCCAUGAACAAUCUGGGAAACAUACUGAAGGAGAGGAACGAGCUGCAGGAGGCAGAAGACAUGCUGUCUACGGCUGUUCUCAUCCAACCUGACUUUGCCGCUGCUUGGAUGAAUCUGGGAAUCGUGCAGAACAGCCUGAAGAAGUUUGAAGAGGCAGAGAAAAGCUACCGGAAUGCUAUUAAAUUCAGGAAGAAGUAUCCAGAUUGCUACUACAAUUUGGGCCGACUGUAUGCGGAUCAGAAUCGGCACGUGGAUGCUCUGAAUGCUUGGAGGAACGCCACCAUGUUGAAGCUCGAUCACAGCCUGGCAUGGAAUAACAUGGUUAUACUACUGGAUAACAUCGGCAAUUUGGCGCAAGCAGAGAUGAUAGGAAAAGAGGCUUUGAAGAUACUACCUAAAGACCACACCAUCAUGUUUUCAUUAGCCAAUGUGCUGGGGAAGCAACAGAAAUACAAGGAGUCGGAAGGUUUCUUUCUGAGCGCGCUGAAGAUCAAUCCGAAUGCCGCCAGUUGCCAUGGCAAUCUUGCUGUUCUGUACCACCGCUGGGGGAAGCUGGACUUGGCUAAGAGGCAUUAUGAGCUCGCUUUAAAACUGGAUCCCAGUGCUCCGGGGACCAAGGAAAACUACAACAUGCUGAAACGCAAGUUAGAGCAACAGCAAAGGACGGUCGGUUAAACCGGGCUUUGAUAUUAAAAGCCGUGAAUGCCACAUUUUGUAUGAAGUCCAUGCCAGGAAUGGGAUUAAAGAGACCGUCUUCGUUUAUAGUGUGUACGGUAUUUUGGACGGUAACAGUUUGUGUUACGAAUGUAAAUGAAGGCGGGUGGUGUCGACUCGGCGAUACGUGUUCGGGGGUCAGAGCUGUGGCUUUGUAGCAGAAUAAAGUUCUUCUCUUACAUGUGGCCCUUGGUGUUAAGGAAUGUGGAACAUAUCCACCAUCUUUUAUUCUUCGUCUUUCAUCUCGGACACCGUGUUAUGUCAGCUGGCCCUCUGUUUAUUAGUCUAUUUGACUUUGUAAUUGUUAAGCAUGUUACCGUUGGCCGUUGAUCAAGAAUGUGCUAGUCCUACUGACGAAUUGCGUUUUAAAACCUCAGUAAACCAAGAGUGAGUCACAUAGCUAUGAGAUUACCGUUGGUUUUUGUUUGCGUGCACGUUCCAGAGUAUGGACGGAACGCGUUGGCGAGUAUGGAUCGUAACCCUUCGUCGCCUCCUGUAGAAAAUGUAAGAAAGGUGUUUUGCAAGUGUGUAUCGUUGAUGCACAAGAGCUCAAGGGUCACCCCAAGCAGGAAGCCAGCAGCAAUGGCAGAAAAGAAAACAUCACAGCAUGGAGCAGAAGCUUCAAAGGACGCUGGACGCCAUCCCCAAGGGGCAUCUCGCACAUGCUGGCUCAUCUUGAAAGUUAGUGCUGAAGGCUGACCCCAGGACACAACUUCAGUCAACAAGUCUGCUCCUCGGUUGAAAGUUCAGCACACUUCUAUUUUUUCACCUGCUUCCUCCCACCGCUAGGGAACAUUUGAAGAGCGUUGCUGGUCCCGCGAGUACACCGUCAGAUGAGAGUUUUAGAAAGUUUGUUUUAACAGCGUGAACCACUGGUGUUUAAGGUACAACCUGGAAAUGGUGUCCAUGAUAAUACUGAAGGAAGUAAUGAAAUGCAUCGCUGAUAAAAUAAAACAAACAAACAAAAAAAA